This is a messenger RNA of Nasonia vitripennis (jewel wasp), 6650 nucleotides long. RefSeq names its product zinc finger MIZ domain-containing protein 2 (gene tna). The record is from RefSeq and is a predicted model, not a curated record. NCBI's taxonomy places the organism in Eukaryota, Metazoa, Arthropoda, Insecta, Hymenoptera, Pteromalidae. Gene Ontology annotation, molecular function: SUMO ligase activity; zinc ion binding. Bases 1071 to 4085 code for a protein of 1004 amino acids. The transcript has 10 exons. Gene Ontology annotation, biological process: regulation of transcription by RNA polymerase II; protein sumoylation.
GAUGAAGCGCCGCACGUUCAUCCGUGCGAGCGGUAGGCCGUCAAUCGGGCCGCGAAUCCUAUACGGCGCGCGCCGAGCAAGAGAGAGAGAGGGAGAGAGAGCAGCCGCAGCGCGCAGCUCUCUGCUCUCUGUGUAUACGAGCACACGCUUCCGAGCGCUUCUGCUAGCCAGUAGUACUACUCGCGCGCUCGACCGCUACGCACGCAGAGGGAGAGCAGCAGCUGUCUCUGCGCUCUGCGACGCCGAGCGAGCCACUUUUGCCAGGCACGAGAGACUGUUUUGCUCAUUGCCGCACGGUUGUUGUUUUUUUUUCCUUCCUUCGUUUCAGACAGUGAAUAGCAAAAAAAUUGCAAGGGAAAUUUCCUCCCCGUGACUGUGGGUGUUUUAUUUAUUUUUUUGUGACCGUUGUUUUGGUACUGUGCAUGUGACUUGAAAUUCGAGUGGGUGACUAUAAAUUGCGAUACAAUACGACGAGACACGUAAGAGUGAGAUCGAGGUGUGUACUUAGCUACCACCAGAGAGCCGGACGAUUUCUCCUUUCGUGCAGGCAAAGUAAUUGUCGGUAGUAAGUAGUAUAAGAGAGAGAGAGAGAGAGAACUACUACUUUGGCCGCAUUGUGACUGUGCUGUAUGUGUGUCGGCCGCCUUCCUUUUUGUCUCUCUCCUCUCUCGGCUGUGCUCAAGCUUUUGUGUCAAUGACUUUUGGAUUACGAGAGGAGUAGCUGUACAGCCGCAACACACGACUCUCAGCGCACCCACUUGCAGACGUUAUAAUCGAGAGAAAGGGACGACCAGACACGCGCCAGUCGAGAUUUCACCAAUGGACACGAGCAGAAGCCUCAGCGCAGUCCGCUGGGCCCUGGAGUAGCGGCGUCGUCUGCUCGGCUGUAGCAGGAAAAGCCGCGUGCUGAGGAGAGGGAGAGCGAGUGGGGGAGAGGGAGACUGGUAUUUCCCCGACGCGUGCGACGCUCGGUCAGUUGGCAGGCAGGCAGACAGGACAGGCCGGCAACAUAGCAGCGGGGGAGUCGAGGGCCCGAGGAGGCCCGGGGCCGAUCAUUGCCGCGCGCGGCGAUGGUGGCAGCUGCCACUGCCACUGCUAGCGCCCUUGCUGCUAGCGUUAGCGCGUUGGCAAUGCAGGAUCGCCAGGACCUCUCCUCGCAGUACAAUCAUCAGAUGCAGAGUCAGCACGCGAUGGCGCACCAAACGUACAACACGAUGGGUUACAACCAGCGCAGCCCGAUGACGGGCAUGGGCCCGAUGGGCAUGAACAACUACGGGAGCAUGGGCUCGGUCAACCCCAUGAUGUCCCCGAUCAACUCGAUGAACUCGAUGAGCGGCAUGGCCAGCGGCAACCCCAUGAACCACAUGAUGAUGGGCGGAGGCGGCAACGCCGGAGUCGGCAAUAUGGGCAACGCCGGCAUGAGCAGCGGCAUCUCGCCGAUGAGCGCCAUGAGCCAAAUGGGCAACGUCGGCAUGAUGAACAGCGCGAUGCCCGGCACCGGAGUUCCUAUAAACAAGAUGACUAUGCAGCAGCAGCAAUCUCAGCAGGCGUACGCGAGGCGAAUGGCGCCGUACCCGAACCCUGCGAUGCACGCGACGCAGAAGCGCAUGCAGCAGCAACAGCCGCAGCCACAACCCCAGCAGCAGGUCCCCUACGGCGCGGGCGCCCCGACGGUGGGCAUGAGCCACGGGGCCUACGGGGGUAUGCCGGCCGGCCAGCAGUACCCCAAUGGCUACGUUGCGAGGCCCAACGCCUUCCAGGCCCAGGCCCAGGCGCAGGCCCAGCAGCAGCAGCAGCAGCAGCAGGUCCAGCAGCAACAGCAGCACCAGCUCCAGCAGCAGCAGCAACAGUACCAGGCCUCGCUGCAGCAGCAGCAGUACCAGGCCUCGCUGCAGCAGCAGCAGAUGAACCCGGCGGCGAUGUCGGCGACCGGCUACUCCGCGAGCACGACGUCCGCGAUGAUGAGGGGCGCCGCCGGGGUCAGGCAGCAGCAGCAGCAGCAGCAGCAGCAGCAAGCCCAGACGAUGGCACCGGCCUACGGAGGCGUGCCUAGCCAGGCUAGUCAGUACUACGCGAGCCAGAGCUCCGCGACCGGAGCUGGCCUCAACCCCAUGCAGUCCCACCACCACGGGCCCGGCGCGGUCCACCACCCGCAGCAACAGCAGCAGCAGCAGCCGCCGCAGCCGCAGGUCAACCCCAUGGCCGCGGCCGCCGCUGCCGCGCAGCAGUACCACACGAGCCACCAACAGCAGCAACAGCAGCAACAGCAACCCGGCAACCCGGGAGUCUACGGCCAGGGCGCGCCCACCUACGGAGCCCAGUACGGCCAGCAGGACGGCUCGCCGAUGAGGUCCGCCGGCGGAGUCCAGGGCGGCGGCAACAUGAACUACCAGCACAGCCCGAUCCCCGGCAACCCGACGCCCCCGCUCACGCCGGCCUCAAACAUACCGCCCUACGUCAGUCCCAACUCGGACGGCAAGCACGGCUUCAACGACAUGAAGCCCAUGAUGUCCAAAGAGGAAGAGCUGCGACUAACAUUCCCGGUGAGGGACGGCAUAAUCCUGCCACCGUUCCGGCUGGAGCACAACCUGGCGGUGAGCAACCACGUGUUCCAGCUGAAGAACACGGUCCACUCGACGCUAAUGCUGCGGCCGGACCUCGAGCUGCAGCUGAAAUGCUUCCACCACGAGGACAGGCAAAUGAACACGAACUGGCCUCUGAGCGUCCAGAUAUCGGUAAACGCGAUGCCGCUCCACAUCGACAGAGGGGAAAACAAGUCGUCUCACAAGCCCCUAUACCUCAAGGACAUCUGCCAGAACGGCCGCAACACUAUCCAGAUCACCGUGUCCGCCUGCUGCUGUUCGCACCUAUUCGUCCUGCAACUGGUCCAUCGGCCGAGCGUGCAGAGCGUGCUGCAGGGCCUGUUGCGCAAGCGACUCCUCACCGCGGAGCAUGGCGUAACGAAGAUCAAGAGGAACUUCAGCAACACCCACCCCAGCAACGGAAUGCCCACGGAGAAGGACGCCCUCGAGCAUACGUCGAUAAAGGUGUCGCUCAAGUGUCCCAUAACUCUGAAGCGAAUCACGCUACCGGCGCGAGGCCAAGAUUGCAAGCACAUACAGUGCUUCGAUCUCGAGUCGUACUUGCAGCUGAACUGCGAGCGCGGAAAUUGGAGGUGUCCCGUUUGCACUAAACCGGCGCAACUGGAGGGCCUCGAGGUGGACCAGUACAUGUGGGGCAUCCUGAACAACACGAACUCGCCGGACGUGGAGGAGGUGACGAUAGACUCGUCGGCCAACUGGAAGCCGAAGAAGUCCGAGCAGGACGAGCAGGAGUGCAAGCGGCUCAACACCAAGGCCAUGUCGCCGGGCAGCAUGAACAUGCCGACGAUGAACAGCUGGAUGGACGCGAACCAGGCGAUGAGCCCGUACAUGCCGCCGGACAUGAACAGCAUCGUCAGCGGCUCGAUGAUGGGCGGCUCGCCGUCCUCGCAGCAGGCCUACGGCAGUCGGAACCCCGGCACGCCCUCGUCCACCUCCGUCUCGCAGGCCAACAACCCGGCGAGCAUGAGCGCCGGACUCGGCGGAGACAUGUCCAUGGGCGGCAACCCCGGACAGAACGACUUCUCCAACACGAACGCGCUCUCGCACCUCAACGACCACACCAACUCGCUGGACCACCUGAAUGCCAUCGACAAGUCUCUGGGCGAUCAGAUGCCCCACACACCGCACACUCCUCACACUCCUGGUGGCGGCGGCGGCGGCGGAAAUAGCGGCCCCCCGAGCGUCGCGCCCUCCGUAUCGCAAGACACGAGCGGCAACAAUCUCAACAGCUCGACGGGCAGCGGCGUGCCCGGCGUCGCCGACACCUCCGACAUCAUCGGAUCCGACCUGAACUUUGACCCCACGGCCGUCAUCGACGGAGACGCCGGUCAGGAAGCGCUCAACCUCUUGCCCGACACCGUAGUGGACCCGAUGGAGCUGCUCUCGUAUCUGGACCCGCCGGACCUGAACACGCCGCCGAGCAGCGGCGCCAGCAGCGGAAACCCGCCGUCGAACGACGACAUUCUCGCCCUCUUCGAAUAAGCCGCUCCUCGCUUCUUCAAGGGCAUCACUAAAUAGUCGGAAGGCGAAAAUUGAAUCUUGAAUUUUUUCCAAAUGUUCCUAAUACAAGAGGCGAUGCGAACGAACGUUAGAACGUCAACCAUGCGGUACACGCAUUUUCCUAUAUAUCGAAACGAAUGGGAUAUAUAUAAACACACACACACACACGUACACACAUCCACCGACACACACACACACCCAUGCGCACGCACGUCGCGACGAAAGGAGGAAUCGAGGAAACAUUGUCGGGACGCAGCACACAGCGCGACAAACGAGCAAUAAACGACGAAGGAAAGAAAGUGUUUAACUUAAGUAGCGUUAAGUCGACCUGUAUUUUGCAAGCUCGCGCGCGAUAUGAGCUACUCGCGCGCAAUACUUACACAGGCACUCACACACUUCCGACAAUUUUAUUCCGCAAAUCGCACGCGCGCAACCAGACGCGCGCGUCCCCAUCGAUGGUACAAACGACAUUAGCUCUAAUUGCAUAAGAUAAUAAGAUUCCUAUUGCGACGAAGGGAGACGAUGUGCGCGGCGAGUGUAUCGAGAGAGAGAAAGAGACGAGGCGAUUUUAAGAAAGAGUAUAGAGAUAAUUAAAACAAAAUAAAAAAAAAUUCAGCGGGCGCAACGCGCGAGUAUACGCGAGCCGCCGAUACAUAUAUUAGAGAACAAUAGUAGUCAGUGUCACUGCUUCUAUAAAUGCAAAGUCUAUAAUAUACUAUCGGAGAGGAGGAGGAGAAACUAGGGUGUGCAGUACGCACAGCGCGCGCGGCCGACACAGGUGCCGUAUUUAUAGUCGAGAGUGUACGGCUAGGAGUAUAGCUAGUGGGAGCUUUCAGGGAUCCUCCGAGACAGAGACUCGAAUCUUUAGAUUCUCGAGCGAGCUCUAGAAGCUUUUGGAUCUAGCCGACGGGCGAUCAUCUCUCCGUGCGUGUGUGUGUAUUCGUGUGUAAGAAAGUAGCCGACGACGCGAGGAGGAAUAUGCUACGAUGAAUGAGUGAGAGAGAAUGCGAAAAUUUCGAUGUACAUUUUUUAUUUUUACUUAUAUAUAUUUUUCGAGCUAUCACGCCAGCUGUUUGAUCAUUAUAUUAUAUACUUUUUAUUAUCGUCGUUGAGGAUUUUUAUAUAAAUUAUAAGGACUUAUUAUGUUUCUCAUUGAUAUAAGCGGACGAUGGAAAAAUACGACGAGACAGAUUUUUAAAACGCUGGACGUUUUUGCGCGAGUGGGGCUUUCUCGAAAUUAGAUGAUGUUAUAUAUGACGUGUUGAUAUGGAGCAUUGUAUAUUAUGCUUUUCUUUUUUCGUAUGCAGCGACAUUCCUCCCGCGCGUUCGACAAGUAGCCCGAUCGAGCCGGCGAUAUUCCGACUUCAAAAGUUUCUUCGCUCGCCGGAAAAUUACAAGAUCCUUGAAAGCUCGCCUCUCGAUGCGCACCACACGCGGUUUACGUAAAGAGUCUAUAUACGAGAGUCUAUUAGCGAAAGAGAGAGAGAGAGAGAGAUAGAGAGAGAAAAUUGACGAUGAAUACGGAAUGUGAAGGAGUAAAAAGAGGCGGAAGAAGACGUGCGCGCGCGUGCGGCCGACGUUCUUACGUAAGCCCCCGCUAGUGCGAACGAAUAAAUUUCGCAUUUUCCCGCGCACGUCCGAGCAAAACACUGCCACUGAGGAGAGCGCGCGUGUGUGUCAUCGUGAAGCUCUCUACGACUUCGACAGUGCGCGUUGUAACUUUUAAACGAGCGAGUGAGGCGAUACUUGUACACAGAGACACGUAUACACGCAUCAUUAAACUCACACACACGCACACAUACACACACGCGAGUAAACCUGCUUAGCCUAGUUAGAUGUGCAGGUUAUUAAAGAAAACAAGUAAAAGCAAGUAAUUAAACUCUAAUUUAUGAAUAAACAAUUAAAAGCGAAAGGAGCGAGACUCGAGGGGCACGUCGCUCAGACGCGAACUCGAAUCGGCUCGUCAUUUCACACUCUCUCUCACUCCGCGAGCUAUACGCGAGAGUCAAGGAAACGCGUAACGACGAGUAUGUGGCCUUUCAAAUUCAAUAUUACCACUUUAGAUGAAUCUCUCCCGAAAUCGAAUGAUUGACAAAAAAUUAAAAAAAAAAAAAAAAAAAGAUUGCGACCAAUACUACUCGUCCUGGCGCGUUUCUCUCGGGCUCUUGCGCGGCGGAGCUGAUUCUUAGACACUACGUAUUAUGAAAAUUUUAUAAAAGAUUGUGUGUACAUACAGACAAAAUUAUACGUGAUAAAAACAAUGUCAUAUACACGAGUGUGGAUAAGCGCGAAAGCAAGGGGGAAUAAUGUACGUGUAGAUGUAUCGUUAUUAAUGAAGAUAAAACAAAAAAUCCAUGCAAAUUAUACUUAUUAUAAUAAUAUAGCAACAGACAUGCCUCCGAUCGAGUUUCUAUUGACGCAGAUAGAAAAAAUAACGUAAACGAUGUUACUUUAGUAACGUGUAUCUAGUUAUCUAAGCAAAAGUAUUGUAAAUAUUAAUUAUUUGUACAUAUGAAGAAUUACAUAAAUAAUAUUAAAAAAGUGUCA